This is a messenger RNA of Anopheles coustani, 4311 nucleotides long. It is a transcript of the gene CYLD, whose product is annotated as ubiquitin carboxyl-terminal hydrolase CYLD. Bases 1 to 3639 code for a protein of 1212 amino acids. Gene Ontology annotation, molecular function: cysteine-type deubiquitinase activity; K63-linked deubiquitinase activity. The record is from RefSeq and is a predicted model, not a curated record. Gene Ontology annotation, cellular component: cytosol. Lineage: Eukaryota; Metazoa; Arthropoda; Insecta; Diptera; Culicidae. The transcript has 9 exons. Gene Ontology annotation, biological process: protein K63-linked deubiquitination.
AUGUCUACAAAAAAUGUCUAUGCCAUCAGUAUUGAGCGCUUUCAGGCGAAGGCGAUUAAAGGAUCCAUCGGGUCUACGAGUGUGGGAGCGGGAGUAGGAGGAGGAGGCGGUAUCGAUAGUAGUUCCAGCAGCCUCUUGUCCGGCGUCGAAACAACCGCUGCCGGUUCCCCACUGUCAGACCUGCGAAACGAUCAUCAAAUCGACAUCGAACCCGGCAUGACGCUACAGGUCGUGGAGGACGUGUCGAGCAAACUCGCGCUGAUUAAGAUCAAAGAUUUUCAUCGACACGAUGGCGAACCGGCGGUGACCAGUACGAAUGAGGAUCGGAUCUUUCAGUGUCAAUCGAUCCAUCUACAGCGGAUUCCGUCGGACAUUUGGCCGUUCAUGAUAGCGAUACUGGAUCCGCAGGAACGGUGCGAUUUUGCCAAACGCUCGAGACUGUUCGACUCGGUCAAGAACCUCAGCCAGGGUGAUAAUGUGAAAGUGAAAUGGUUCUCCAACAAUCGGAAUAUCACGUACGAUUGUAGGGUACGCUACAUUGGGCCCGUACCAUUGCUCGGUCCAGGAUACUACUUUGGCCUUCAGUUACUGAAUCUAAACAAUGGGGAGUCACCUCAGAAGGAUGAUAUCGCGUUUGCUUUAAACUACAUGGCCUGUGAACCCCGCGAGACACUGAUCGUGGCAGCAAAUUUUCUCGUAUUCCCCGAGCAGGAUUUUCUCCACCGCGGCAAGCAGCAUCACUCGAGGCGCAAUAUACUUGGCAAUUUUGUGAACAGUAUCACACGGCGUGCUGGUGGGGAUUCGAGCUCGAAAAGUGCGGCUCGCUCGGGAGGUAAAUCGUCGGUAAAUGGGGACUUUCAACCGUACACGCAACGAUCGUACACACCAGAUUUAACGACUAGCGGCACUGGAGGUGGUGCAUCCAACCGAAAGUCAACCGACCUCGACGCCCUGUGCGAUAGUUUCAGUUGUUUGCCGAUGGAUCCGACUGGCGCGAAAGCUAUGCAACAUAAGAAGAUGGCAGCCUCGAUUUCCAGUCCGAAUCUGUCGAAACAGGACAGUAGCAGCAGCACCGGUAGUUCCGGCCGAUACGUGCACAGCCAUCCGGUGGAAAGUGUGAUGAUGCACAACCAUGGCCAAAACCAUUCACACCAUCAUCAUCAUCACCAGCAUGCGGUGAACGAUGAAGCGUACCGCAGUUCCGGCCGAAGUUCACAAAACAGCUCCAACAGCAGCACACUGAAGCAUUCGAAGGCACGUACGUCGAAGUCCGGUCAUCGCCCGACCGGGUCCAACACGUCCGUAAACAGUGGUGGUUUCCUUAGCCUCCCCGAUCGCGAUUUGGUGGUGAUCGAUCCGAGCGAGAUCGAUGAAGCAAACAAGAGUGCGGGUAAUGUCAUCUUGGUCAAUCCUCCUCGAUCGCCGGUUCUCAGUCCAACCGACAGCGGCGGUGUGGAUCUGAUGGAUCUGCUCCACACCAGUAGCAGCUGGCCGGCGGAAGCCGGGGUCGUCGCGGAUAGCCAAAACAUAAUGGACAAAAAAACGCAAACGCCAUCAUCGUUGUCCGCUGCAUCGUAUGGCAAUGGGGGGCUGAAUGUGGGCUACAACACUGGCAGCAGCAGUGCAAGCAGUAACAGCACGUCCAGUACCAGUCACUACAACCACAACGGUACGGCGACCGAACGAACUAACGGUCGUAGUAAAUCCUUUAAUCCGCUGGCACAUUUUGGAAACUCGAAACCCGGCGAAGUCCCUCCGUUAUCAACGACGAGGAAGGCGGCUCGCACGGCGGCAGUAGAAGCAAAACCAGCCACGGUGGACGUUGCAACAAUGACGAAAAUCAACGCACCCGAAGGUUAUGGCACAUCCAACGGAGGUCAUGGCGCGUCCUUUGGAGGACCUGCUGUCUCCCCAUUGGGACGCGUGGGCGAUAACGGAUUCGAUAAUACUAUACCUGGUGCCGGGUUGCUACCCCGAAUCGGAUCGAUAUCCCCGGAAUCGGAUGCUGGAUGUGGUUCGUUGGCCCCAUCGCCCAUGCAGGAACUUCCGAACGAUCCCUCACUCGGUCUGGGCUCGGUGGUGGAAGUGACACUCGAUCCGUUGGAUGCUACCGCCGGUUCGAUGCAUGCAAACGCAGGACCGGGAGAACCACUGUACCACGGUGUGAUACGUUGGAUUGGGCCCUUGCCAACCGGUGGCGGCGGUGGCAGCCACCGGAACGUAAUGGUUGGUGUUGAGCUGGAAGAGGAUCCAAAUCAUCCAACCAUGGAACUCUCCAACGGAACCUUCGCUGGUAAAAGGCUUUUCAAGUGCCCGGCGAACCGUGCAAUUUUUGUUCGUGAGGGCCAAUGUAGUCACGAUCGACGUUUCCAGGAUAUGCCGCCCAUGUCUCCGAGCAUUUCGCGAACGACGCAGGCUUCCUCCAGCGGCAGCAAGACCGAUACCACCAUGUUCGGAAAAGUGGAGUGUCCGGUUGUCAAGGGAAGGAUACCACCGUUGAAAAUUUUGAAGCUCGAAGAUCUGAAACUAAUCUGCGGCAUGUUCAAGGGAAUCCAGGGACAUCACAACUCUUGCUACCUGGACGCAACGCUUUUUGCCAUGUUCACUUUCACUAGUGUAUUUGAUUCGUUGCUGUUUCGCCCCAAGGAACCGGAGGAUAACCCCCAGUAUGAGGAGGUUCAGCGUGUGCUGCUUGAAGAGAUAGUAAAUCCACUGCGCAAGAAUCAUUUCGUUCGCGCCGACCGAGUUCUGAAGCUGCGCGAGCUGCUUGAUCAACUCAGUUCCGUGACUGGUUUGAUGAGCGAGGAAAAGGAUCCGGAAGAGUUCCUCAACAGUCUGCUUGCACAGAUACUUCGUGCCGAUCCAUUUUUAAAGUUGAGCUCCGGUUUGGACACUUUCUACUAUCAACUGUUUGUGGAAAAAGAUGAACGGCUGAACUUACCGUCGGUGCAACAGUUGUUUGAGCAAAGCUUUCUGGCGUCCAAUAUUAAGCUGAAGGAAGUCCCAUCCUGCUUGAUCAUCCAGAUGCCUCGGUUCGGCAAGAACUUCAAAAUGUAUCCACGCAUCCUUCCGUCUCAGGUGCUCGACGUUACGGACAUCAUUGAAGAUUCUCCCCGCCAAUGCUGUGUGUGUGGUAAGGUGGCCGACUUUGAGUGUCGCGAUUGUUUCGGCAAAAUGCGCAACGAAGGUCUGGAGGAAACGGCUAUUUGCAAGAACUGCAUCGAUAGCGUGCACCAGCACAACAAGCGGAUCAAUCACAAGCCAGUCCCUCUGACGGUGCCGCAGGACUUUAUCCCGAUGGCGGCGCAUUGUGAGGUGCCCCGCCUCUACAUGGAGCUGUUUGCUGUCGUGUGCAUCGAGACAUCGCACUACGUGGCGUUCGUGAAGGCUGCCUCCGGACAGGACGCUCCGUGGUGUUUCUUCGACUCGAUGGCUGAUAGAAAUGGCGAGCAAAAUGGUCAUAAUAUUCCAAAAAUGGUUCCGGUACCGGAUCUACCGCACUGGCUGACCGAUGAAGGUUCGCGGGCACUGCACGAGGAAGCGGUCAACGAUAAAAUGUUACCUGAGCACGCCAAACGGCUGCUGUGCGAUGCGUACAUGUGCAUGUACCAGAGCACCGACGUCAUGAUGUACCGAUAAUAAGUGGGUGGAGGAACGUUUUUGUUUCGACUCGUUUGCUUCCACCAGGUCCUUAUAGUACAGGCGCGUAAAAUAAAGCGAUUAAACGAAUCGAUAGUGCUUCUUUCUUGUUUGCGUAUAUCUGAAUUUCAAGAAAAAAUAAGUAGACCUUGUUUCGGAAGGACAAAGGUUACAUUGUGCAAAGCUUAGCUGGCUUUAGAUGAUCGACACUUAAUUCAUUCACUGAUGGAAUGUGUGAGAGCGCUGUAGGCCAAUAGAAAAGUGAAAGCUGUAGGUCAGUAAAAAAUAGGUACGUCCUUUGGGGAAUGGUAGGGGAAUUGGAAUUGUUUCUCCACGGCGGAAGGAUAAAGACAGCCUAAGCGUGAUUGGUGACACACCGGAGCAAAGUACUAGGGGACACAUUACGAAGACAAUUGUUCGCAAAUCGAGAGAUUUUGGACAAACACAAAAUACUAAAGAGAAUAUACUUAUACAGAUAUAUACAUAUAUAUAUUAUAUAUAUUUAUACAUUAUACAAAAGGCAAAAACAAGCAUUAGAACAGAAGACAACAUUGUUCGGCAUAAGUUUUGGAUUGUACUUCUAAAGUAUAGAUGAACAAAGUAGGCGAGUGUCGUGUGGAAAGCGAUGAUAGGAUGAAGAAAAUCCAAUCUAAAGCACGCAAAAAAAACAAA